Molecule: messenger RNA, 369 nt
Organism: Naumovozyma castellii
Lineage: Eukaryota; Fungi; Ascomycota; Saccharomycetes; Saccharomycetales; Saccharomycetaceae
Gene: RPB11
Product: DNA-directed RNA polymerase II core subunit RPB11
Exons: 1
Coding region: 1-369 (122 amino acids)
Source: RefSeq, a predicted model, not a curated record
AUGAAUGCUCCAGAUAGAUUCGAGCUAUUUCUGCUGGGAGAGGGGGAAUCCAAGUUGCAGAUCGACCCUGAUACCAAGGCUCCCAACGCUGUGGUUAUCACAUUUGAAAAGGAAGAUCAUACGCUAGGUAACUUGAUAAGAUCGGAAUUGUUAAACGAUUCCAGAGUGCUGUUUGCAGCAUACAAAGUAGAGCAUCCCUUUUUUGCUAGGUUCAAAUUAAGAAUUCAGACGGUAGAAGGAUAUGAUCCUAAGGAUGCUUUGAAAAAUGCAUGUAAUAGUAUAAUCAGCAAGUUAGGUGUACUUAAAGGUAACUUCGAAACAGAAUGGAACUUGCAAACAUUGGCAGCAGAUGAGAAUAUGGGGAUAUAG